AUAAAGGUUUAUGGCACUCAAGGAAGGAGGAAGUUUGUGUUUUGGUGUCAGGGUCAGUUCCUAGCAACGAAAGGCGAUUACAUUUAAAGACUAUGAGACGUGGAAGCUGAGCUGAACGCCGUUUUGAUCGUUUGAAUAUGAUUUUGAAAUAGGUAAUGUUAGCUGCCGGACGUAUAUUUUCUUAAUAAGGAUAGACCGUUUCACUGUUAAUUUGUUUUAGAUUUUAUGGCGACAGAGUUACCUUUGACAUUAGGCACGGCUUUCGCGGUAACUGCUGGUAUUUUCUGCCAAAAAAAAACUGCCUUGUGUUCUUAUCUCAUCUUCGCUUGAGUAAGUACAGCAGUGAGUCAUUUCUCCCGAUGCUAACAACGGUUUCGGUCCGUACAGCCAGGCGCUGUGAGCAACACACACACGGACACACCGGCCGGGACAAUUAGAACAAAAGAAGGACCGCGUGCGCUGAAGCAGUUCUAGAAGGCGCGCGCUACGUGUUCCGAACGAGGGCUCGUGACCGAGGGCGCCGCUCACACAGCGGAGGUUCUUCCAGCCCACAGAGGCGCGGCCCCCCACCCAGGUGUGAGCGGGUUUAAAACGCGCAGCCCGGGCCGUUGGCGGCGCUUCAAGUUUCUGCUGAACUCCGCGCGGUCGGCCGAGCGCUCACCGAUGACAUGUCUCUGGCCGAGCAGAGCGAGCAGUGGUUCCCCACCAGCGUGCAGGUAACGGUCUUCCAGGCGCGGAACCUCCGGGCCAAGGGCAAGAAUGGCACGAACGACGCGUACGCCAUCAUGCAGGUGGCCAAGGACAAGUUCUCGACGUCGGUGGCCGAGAAGAGCGUGGCGCCCGUGUGGAAGGAGGAGGCCACGUUCGAGCUGCCCCUCUUCCACGCGCGCGAGCCCGAGCGCCGCUGCACGCUCUACGUGAUCGUGAUGCACCGAGCCCUGGUGGGCCUGGACAAACUGCUGGGCCAGGCCGUGAUCAACCUGCAGGAGCUCCACGGAAACAAGUCCCGCAACAAGACCGAGUGGUUCAAGCUGUUGGACAAAAAUGGGAAGCCAGAUAAGGAUCGAGGUGAAGUUCUGCUGGACAUUCAGUUCAUGAGGAACAACAUGACAGCCAGCAUGUUUGACCUUUCCAUUAAGGACAAGCCUCGCUCGCGUGUCGGCAAAUUGAAGGACAAGAUCCGAGGCAAGAAGAAGGAUGGCUUCUCCGAUUCUGCCUCAGCUAUAGUGCCCUCUGUCACCCAGGUGAUGACUGACAGUGAUGAGGAAGGAAGUUCCCAAUCAGGUUCUCCUGGGACCAAAAAGAAAUCAAAGCUCAAGUUGCUGUUUGGCUCUAAAUCCAACUUGCAGCGCAAUAUCUCGCAGUCCAUGUCGACGCUGGGCACUCUCCCUGAGAAAAACUCCUCACUCAGUGGCAGUCGUUCAUCUGGCCUCAAUGUGGAAUCUCCUGAAGCAAAGAACAAAUUCAAGUUUCUCACUCACAAGCGCACUAGCAGCUCUGACAGCAAGACAUCGCUAGGUCCUUUCUCCUUACUGGGUCGUUCCAAGCAGGUCACCACUGAACAGAGUAACAUUUGCAUCAAUGGUAGCCAUGUAUAUGUUGAAGAGCCUGAACUGAAGGGGUCUACACUCAGCUUGGCCAGCUCAACCCAAGGCUCGCUGGAAGAUGUCCGCAGGAUUCCGGAAAGGAACCCCUCAGAUGCCUCUGUGGACUCACUCAAGGGCCUGAGCCUUCCCUCUUACCGUGCAGAAUCAAGACGGAAGGCCCUGCUGGAGAAAGACCUCAGACAGGUGGAGGAAGGGCAAAAUGUAGAAGUAGAGAAGUUAAAAGAAGAGCAUGUUCGACUAGAACAGACAAAGCAGGAAGAGGAAGAGAGGCAGAAGUUGGAAGAGCAGAAAAAGAAGCAAGAAGAAGAAAGAAUGCAGGAAGAAGCUAAGCGAGCUGAGGAGCGCAAGCAGCAGGAGGAGCUCAAGAGAAGAGAGGAACUGAAGCAGCAGGAAGAGCUCUCAAUGACUGGUAGGCUGACAUCAUUGUUGGGCAUUGGGAGAAGGAAGGAUGAGCAACCUGCUGUUUCCCAGGAGGAAAAGCAUGACUCAAAGGAGUUUGCUGAGGCAUCCCCAGCAUUUAGCUCAACUAACCCCUUUGAAGAGAUCCCACUUAGCCCAGACUCUCAGAAUCCUUUCUAUGAGAAUCCCCAGAAGGGGAUAACCAGCCCUCAAACGCCUUCCUCAGGCUUCCCUACCCGGACAGCAAAGGUGUCUGCUGUCAAGCCAAGAUUGGUCGUGUCUCUGAAGGCAGAAACUAAUCAGGGCCAGCUCCCUUCCCCACCUGCCAGCACAGAUCCCAGCAUCAAGUCCCCCUUCCCCUCUCCACCCUCCCUUGAUUCUCCUCUCUCUAGCACCCGUUCAGAAUCGCCUCUUAUGUUUUCCAACCUGCAUUCCUCCCUUGCUCCUCCAAAGGCCAGAAGAAGUUCAUCAGAUUCAUUCAAUGGAAGCGGUGAGAACUUAGCGGCUUUAGAGUCCCCUGUGGAUUUGACAGGGCAAAAGCGACGAGCACCCCUCCCUCCUGGACAAUUGGCUUCCUCCAAGCAUGAGAAUCCCCCACCCACAUAUAGAGGAGCUAUGUCGAUGUCAACCAAGACAGAAACAUCAGGUUCUGCUGCAGGAAAACCCAGUCCUGUGCCGAGAAGUUUGUCUGCCAAGACAGCUAUGACAAGUGGGUAUUUGUCCCCUGUGGCAGAGGUUGCAGGAACUGGACAUUCAGAAGAUCUUUCAUCUCAGCACAAACAACGGCCCCUGUUGCCACCUCCAGAUUAUGAUACAGUUUUUCCAAAGAGAAAACAUGGGGUGCAAGGUCAGUUUCAGUGGGAUAAGGUAGUGUCAGAGGUGAAUCUUAAACACAAGAAGUACAGUUCUGGUGAAUGUGAAAUGAGUGUGGACAGUCCUGACUUGAGCUUGCAAGCCACACAAGGCUUAGAGCAAGAUGGAAGAUCUGAACCUCUGGGUAGGAGGAUGGAAAACAAAAAUCCAGGCAGCAUCUCUAAGGAGAAAAGUGGAGCCAGUAACAAGCAGCCAAUUUCUCCUCCUAAACCCACAAAGGUAGCGCCACCAAAACAGACAAGUGAUCUAAGUGUAAAAGAAGGCCAAAACGUGAAAAUGACACAUCCUGUCAUGGAUAAGCCCGACCAGUUUGCUUCUAGAGUCUUUUCAGUAACCACGCCCAAGGUCCAAAACAGUGGUGUCCCAUUUUCUAAGCCCCAAGCUCUUGUGGAAAAUGAAAGUAAAGUAUUGAACACUUCUCUUGACGGCAUCAAUGGCAAAGAUUUGUUGUCAAAGGAAAUUCCAAAAUCCACAGAGGUGAGUGAAGAUUCUGUUUCUUCAAAUAAUACUUUUAAAGAAAUGCCACCUGUCAAGCCCAGACAGAAACUUUUGCCCAAAGAUCAUGUGAGGAACAUCCAGGAGGAGAAACUGGGCAUAUCUGUAGCUCUAAGUUCUACCCCUGAAGUGCAGGAUACCAAAGUAUUACAGAAAACACCUGAAAAGAAGGACCUCAGUAAGGCAAAUGGUUUGAAAGAUAGUAGUACAACUGUAACAAAAGAUACAGGAGUACUGGGUGCUGAAAAGGCAAUAAGUUCAUCUCACUUUUUUGCGAAGACACGUACUAUGCCAAAACAAGACUUUGUGAGGGUGGAAACUGCUGAGGUGUCUUUAAAAGAAGAGAAAUUGCUUGAACCGGAUCCAUUCCCCAGUGACGUUUUCCUUUCCAAUGAUCCUUGGGCCCUUCCUGUAGAGUCAGAGAGUGACUUGUUUGGUGGUGGGAAAAAGACAGAAAAAAUGCAUGAUACAAGGAUGACUGAAGACAUUGACAGGAUUUUUGGCAAGUGUGAUGCUGAACCAUUUGCCAAUUUUGAUUUUGGAGUCUCUGCUAAAGCCCCAGAGUCUUCUCAGCAUGGUCCUGUUCUCCAAAUGGAUAUUUCCCCUAAUAAAAAGGCUCCGAGGGCUGAUGAUGCACACGGAAUUCAGAAGAGUGACCUGGAUUUUCUGGGCCAGCAUUCUGGGCAGGACCUUAUGACACCUAUUUCAGCUGUAAGAGAGCCAAAUAUGGAGGUUGAUGUCCAGGAUCCAUUCAGUGUGGACCAGCAAGAUGGAGCAGUAUUUCAGAAUCAGAAUGAUCUGUUCUCCAGUGAAGCAGUCUCUUCAAUUGAGUCCCCAUUGGCUACUAUAGGAGAGGUCACUAAUGUUGGUUCUGGGGGGAAAUCUCUUCUGCAAGCCAGGGUUAUGCCCUCAGAGACCCGAUCGGUCACGGGACAGGGUAGCAAUGGACGAGGAGCAGUAGGGAAAACAGGGGAGCCAACCUCAACUCCUCGAAGACCCCACCCGGUGAAGCCCAUGAGCUCUAUGGAGAGCCAUCUCUCCACAGGUCCACUGCUAGGACGAGACAGCAAGCUGGUGGAGACCCACGAGCUCAACCCAGGGAAGACUAAGGUGACUAGCACAUCUGGGAGUGGUCCCUACUCCCAGCUGACACAGGAAGAGCUGGUCAUGCUGGUGGUGAAACAGCAGGCUGAACUGACCAAGAAGGACAACAAGAUCUUGGAGCUGGAGGAGUACAUAGAUAACUUGCUAGUGCGGGUUAUUGAGGAGAAGCCUAGUAUCCUCCAGUCCUUGAGUCCCAGCAAAAAGGCCUUCUAGAGACUGAGCUGUAGCACUUGGGAACUGGGAAAGUGCAGCAAAGGGCUUCGAUCUGAUGUUUUAUAUAGGGAUUUUGGAUCAUCCUGUGAAGAAGGUUUGUUACAAUCUCUCGCUUCCUACUGGAACUCUACACUAGAGCAUGUGCACUUUAUAUCUUAAGGUGUGUGAUUUUGCUGACCAUUGUAAAUGGUAGAAUGAAGGGGAAAAUGUUUGAAUACUAAUUAGAAGUAGCAGGUGUUCAAAAAUCAGAACAGAGUGAAAUACUUGAGCAGAUCUGUUCUGUGUGUGUGAGCUCUCCGAACUGAUUCUGGAACUCUUGUGCCAUGUUUAAGAUGAUGGUUAAGGGGAUUUCUUCUUUGACUACAUUACAUGUGUUUUUAAGAAAUCACUGCUGGCAUGCUAAACCUAAUUUUUCUCAUUUUACCUGUGAAGGAUUUUAUGAUGCUGUAUUUGCAUCAAAUUAUAUUAUUCCAUUGAAAGAAGGCUGCUGCUGCAUAAAUAUUUUUGGACUAAAAAGCUUAUCACUAAAUACAGAAAAUAUUUAAACACUGGAUGAAUGGGGUCUUUUAAUUUAUUACUUUUGAAUGCUGGUCUAAUUGUUAAGCCUGUGUGUAUAAAAAAAAAAAAAUUCACCCCCCCCCCCAUGCCUAAUCCUAUAUAGUGUCAAGGUCCUGGAGCUGCCAAAUGAAUGAGUUCUUCCAUCUGUAGUAACAUGAGAGGACUGUAUUACCUGAGCCUCUGCUACAUGGAAUACUAGAAGUCUGUUUUGGUUAUCUCCCAUCAGCUUCCGAACUUUUUCUGUGUCAUUGUGUUCUGCAUCUCAUUCAUUAUGUGGGCUCUCAAUUUUAUGGCACUUAUAUGCUUAGCUGUACUUGUGGCUAGUGUCCUUCAGUAUGUUCAGGCUAAGUAUGUCCCAGGCAUGUUUCUUAUUGCUUUGUGUAGCUCUGUAAUGGUUUAUGUAUUUUGACUGUCACACAAAUCAUGGAGGAAAAAGUGCAACUUUUAAUUCUCAGAACUUAAUGUAGAACACAAACAUGGCUGUUACUUCACAGUUGCAUUCUACAUCCUAGAUUGGUUUUGAACUAAUGUGCUCUCUGCCCUCAUGGGAAAUUUUUGUGUCUUCUCAUUGAAAUGUUCUAUUGUGCAAAAUUUUGUUUAGAUGCUGCCUUGCUGGUUAAUCAUAUACGUGCUGAAACUUUGCAACAGUGUUCUUAAACAUAAUGAAAAAGGACAGCUUUAGGAAACGGCAUUGGCUGGGGUUCAGUAAUCCGCUUAUGAAAUGGUUUUUCUUGAGGGAAUAGAUGAGUGAGAGCGGCAUAGUUUAAAUGAGGUUUAAGUGGGGUGUCAGAUGUCCUUUUCAAUAUACAUUACAGUGGACUGUUAUAGCAAUCAUUGGUUACAGUACAUGAAGCAAUACAAAUAUGAAGUGAUAUAAUUUGACUCCUUUGUUUUGGUUUCCAAUGUAUGUCUGUUUUAUUGACAGUGCUGUUUUGAUUCCCUCUAUCUUCCAAAACUCUGAGCUCAAAACUUGCAGGAAUUUACUGUAAUCUGCUGCAAAUAUGUUUAAAAAGUCUUAUUUUAAAGUUUGACAAAUUGGUAUCGCCUCUAUGGUGUGCCUUAUAGUGGAACUAAUCAUAGCAAUAAUGUCUAUAAUCACAUUUAAUCUUGACUGCUUUGGCAUUUGCUGUUUGACUGUUUGACUCGAUUGAAAAAGACACUUUGCUGUACCUAAUGUUAAUCCAGCUUGUGUCAAAGUACAUUAAUGUUGGAUUGAACUAGUUGCUUCUUUAUGGUUUCACUUAAUUUGGAAAAAUCUUGUUAAAUUAUCUGACUGUGUGGACUUGCCUUUAUAAGCAUUCUGAAACUUUUCCUUGGUAUAAUUAAUAAUAAAAGUAUGA
Messenger RNA from Scleropages formosus (Asian bonytongue), 6589 nucleotides. RefSeq names its product RAB11 family interacting protein 1 (class I) a (gene rab11fip1a). Lineage: Eukaryota; Metazoa; Chordata; Actinopteri; Osteoglossiformes; Osteoglossidae. Gene Ontology annotation, cellular component: intracellular membrane-bounded organelle. Gene Ontology annotation, biological process: regulated exocytosis. Gene Ontology annotation, molecular function: small GTPase binding. The transcript is spliced from 8 exons. Bases 669 to 4691 code for a protein of 1340 amino acids. The record is from RefSeq and is a predicted model, not a curated record.